AUGAGGCCCGUUACUGUUACCUUCAUUCUCGGCCUGUGCGAUGUACUCCUCGCUAUCCCCGUCCAAGACCGCCUGACAGACAAACGCCAGGGCACCGGAGGCAGCUCUGACCUGAGCGGUCUCCUAGGCUCCGGUUCCUCGGGCGCUGGCUCAUCUGGCGCCCUGUCAGGAGCUGGUGGUUCCAGCCCUGGCAAUAACCAGGGUAAUCAGGGUGUACCCACCGGCGGCGGCGUCUCGUCGGGCCAGGGUGAGUCCUCGGGCAACACCGACCUCUUGGGCUCCUUGCUCUCAGGCCUGAUUCCGGGGACGGGCGGUUCAAGCUCCGGCUCCGGCUCCAGCACACUUGGUGGGCUCGGGGGCUCGAGUUCGUCCCAGGGUGGAGUGUCCGGCUCCCAAUCAGAACAGUCGGGACAGUCGGGACAGUCAGGGCUUGGAGGUUGGGGCUCGUCUAACCAAGGUGCCACGACUGGCUCCCAGGCUGGACAAGUUGGAGGACCAGGUGCGGGUUCUUCCGGCAACGGCCAGAACGGCCAGUACGAUGGGGUUGACGAUUGUGAUGAUGACGAUGAAGACGAGCACAAGGAUGGCCACAAAGACGACCAUAAGGAUGGCUUCAAGGAUGAGUACAAGGACGGGUUCAAGGAUGACCAUAACAGUGGCUUCAAGGAUGAUCACAAGGAUGGCUUCAAGGAUGAGCACAAUGGCGGCUUCAAUGGCGGCCUCAAGGAUGAGCACAAGGAUGGGUUCAAUGGUGGCUUCAAGGAUGAGCACAAGGAUGGGUUCAAAGAUGAGCACAAGGAUGGGUUCAAGGAUGACCAUAACAGUGGCUUCAAGGAUGAUCACAAGGAUGGGUUCAAGGAUGACCACAAGGAUGGGUUCAAGGAUGACCACAAGGAUGGGUUCAAGGAUGACCACAAGGAUGGGUUCAAGGAUGACCACAAGGAUGGGUUCAAUGGUGGCUUCAAGGAUGGGUUCAAGGAUGACCACAAGGAUGGGUUCAAGGAUGACCACAAAGACGACCACAAAUUCGAUGGCAAAUAUUAG
Molecule: messenger RNA, 1044 nt
Organism: Aspergillus clavatus NRRL 1
Lineage: Eukaryota; Fungi; Ascomycota; Eurotiomycetes; Eurotiales; Aspergillaceae
Exons: 1
Coding region: 1-1044 (347 amino acids)
Source: RefSeq, a predicted model, not a curated record